Messenger RNA from Myzus persicae (green peach aphid), 2062 nucleotides. It is a transcript of the gene black, whose product is annotated as cysteine sulfinic acid decarboxylase. Bases 217 to 1830 code for a protein of 537 amino acids. Gene Ontology annotation, molecular function: carboxy-lyase activity; pyridoxal phosphate binding. Gene Ontology annotation, cellular component: cytoplasm. NCBI's taxonomy places the organism in Eukaryota, Metazoa, Arthropoda, Insecta, Hemiptera, Aphididae. Gene Ontology annotation, biological process: carboxylic acid metabolic process. The record is from RefSeq and is a predicted model, not a curated record. The transcript has 8 exons.
CGACCGUGCGCCGGUUCAGUAUAGUCAUCACUCAUACCGAAACGACGGUACUUCAUCCGCAGAGUGUUUGCAGCGUGCAAUUGCAGCGGCAUAACAGCAGCAUUUAGCGACGCAUUCCGAAGCGAUCGUAUUUCAGCCGAGCGUAGCCGGAAAAAAAGCGUUAUUGAGUCAAUAACAUAACACAUUAUAUUAUAUAAAUCGUAUAAUUAUAUUGUCAUGCCGAUCGUCAUGCCAGCCGCUUCGGCGCCCACAGAUUACGCGACCGCGCGCCCGGUCGAGCUAAUGGUGACCGCGUCCGCCUUGGACGAGAAGCCCUGUGGCCAAAGUCCGAUAAUGGAGUCGCUGUCGGCGGCGGUGUGCGGAUACAAAAGUGCACCGAACGCUUCCGACCACGAGGCGUUCGUCCGGGACGCGGUGCGUCUGAUGCUCGAGCAAGCUGUGUUCCGAGGAACGGACCGCCGUCGCCCGGUGCUCAACUGGAAGAGCCCGGAAGAGCUGCAGGCCGCAUUCGACUUUGCGCUCGACCGUUCGCCCACUACCCACGGCCACCUGUUGCACCUGAUCGAGGACACCAUCGAGCACAGCGUCAAAACCGGACAUCCGUACUUCAUCAAUCAACUGUUUUCCAGCGUCGACCCUUACGGCCUGAUCGGCCAGUGGCUGACCGACGCGCUUAACCCGAGCGUGUACACGUUCGAAGUGGCGCCUGUUAUGACCAUCAUGGAGGAAACAGUUCUGACGGAAAUGAGGAAGUUCCUGGGAUACCCCGAAGGCAAGGGCGACGGUAUAUUCUGUCCGGGUGGUUCGAUAGCCAACGGCUACGCGAUCAAUUGUGCCAGGUUUUCCGCUUUCCCCGAGGUCAAGACAAGAGGGAUGCAUGGAUUGCCGAGGUUAGUAGUGUAUACGUCAGCCGAUGCUCAUUACUCUAUCAAAAAAUUAUGUGCAUUCGAGGGAAUCGGUUCGGAUAAUUUGUAUUUGAUCAACACAGACACCAAAGGAAAAAUGGACGUGGGUCAUUUACGACAACAAAUUCAAAGAACAUUAGAAGAAAAAGCAGUGCCUAUUAUGGUGUCUGCUACUGCAGGUACAACGGUCCUGGGGGCGUUUGAUCCGAUAGCGGAAAUUGCUGACGUUUGUCACGAAUACGGAAUAUGGUUGCACGUUGACGCGGCUUGGGGAGGUGGAGCUUUGGUGUCAAAAAAACACAAACACCUGUUGAACGGCAUCGACAGAGCCGACUCAGUCACCUGGAACCCUCACAAAAUGCUCACCGCACCUCAACAGUGUUCAACGUUUUUGACCAAACACGAACGCGUGCUGACCGAAAGCAACUCUUCUUGCGCUCAAUAUCUGUUCCAAAAAGACAAGUUCUACGACACGACGUAUGACACCGGCGAUAAGCACAUUCAGUGCGGCCGCAGGGCGGAUGUGUUCAAAUUUUGGUUCAUGUGGAAAGCCAAGGGAACGGACGGAUUGGAAGCUCACGUUGACGAAAACUUUGACAACGCCAAAUAUUUCACCGAGAUGAUACGGAACAGAGCUGGUUUCAAAUUGGUACUCGAAGAACCGGAGUACACGAACAUUACAUUUUGGUAUGUACCACCGAGCCUGCGCGGACGUCAGAACGAACCGGAUUUCAAGAAUAAACUGCACAAGGUGGCGCCGAAAAUUAAAGAGAGGAUGAUGAAGGAAGGAACGAUGAUGAUCACGUACCAGCCAGCCGACGAUUUGCCGAAUUUCUUCCGACUUGUUCUUCAAAACUCGUCGUUAGAUCAAAAUGAUAUGGAUUAUUUCGUGAAUGAAAUCGAACGGUUGGGUUCGGAUUUGUAAUUAUUUUCGUUGUUAGUUCCUUACAUAGAUUUUUAAUAUAUUAUAUUUUUCACGCGCUGUAUUGUUCGUACACAAUCGAGCGCGAUAGGUAUACUAAAUUAUAUUAUGAUUAUAUUGUUGUAAUAUUGUUAAAUAUGUAAGCUCCAGUAUAGAGACAAAGAGAGUUUACUAUCAUUAGUGUAUUAUGAUCAAUAUAAUAUGUUACCAAAUAUAAUUUAUAAUUUAUAAUUUA